Molecule: messenger RNA, 3016 nt
Organism: Stegodyphus dumicola
Lineage: Eukaryota; Metazoa; Arthropoda; Arachnida; Araneae; Eresidae
Gene: SCOT
Product: Succinyl-CoA:3-ketoacid CoA transferase
Biological process (GO): ketone body catabolic process
Cellular component (GO): mitochondrion
Molecular function (GO): succinyl-CoA:3-oxo-acid CoA-transferase activity
Source: RefSeq, a predicted model, not a curated record
GCAAUCUAAUGUGCUUUCAGUUGUUGCAAAAAAUGCCUUCAAAGCAAUUAAAAUAAUGCCGAUAUCUUAAGUAAAAUUCAUUGUACGAAAUAUGAGGUACUGAAUAUCACGAAAAGUAAUAAACAUAUUGCCCAUUAAGUAGAACAAUUCUAUGUUCAGAUACAUGUUUAUGAGACUGCCUUUAUCGUCACCAUUUUGACGGUAUUUACGAACGCUGAAUUUUGUGGAUGUAUAGCAGAAUAAAAAUAUUAUAUUAUUAAUUGUUAUUUUAUCGGCACGAAAGUAGUUGAUGAACACUUCUUUCACCCAAUCAAUUGGGCGCAAGCAAUUCCACGCUUCAGCAACAUCACAUCGAUGUGCAUGCCGAAAUGAAACUUUAAUCGAAGAGUAGAGAUUCUUUUUUACAUACUCGUCACGACAUCUUGUAUACUUAUUAUUUUUUUUAAAUUCUCACAGCUAAACAUUCUUUAUUUCUGAAACUAGCCUAUUUCUUAUUUAGUCUUGCAUGUUGACACACAUGGAAGACACUACUUCGUAGGAAUAUCAAUCAAAUAAUAUUCAUUUCACACUUCGUUUGAGAUACGCGCGGCCAUCACAAAUUUGAAACAUAAACCGACAGUGCGCAUGCGCGUGGUGUCACAAUUUCGCCAAGACUCGAUAAAUCGCCAAAUUUAGUCGUGGGUUGCGUUUCCUUAGGAGGAAGUAAAAAUACGCGUUCGCCAAAGUCCUCAUCUCCUUUCUUCUUGCUCAAAAGCAAGAUUGCUACAGUGUGUAUUUCAUUGGCUAUUGGCUAUGGCUGAAAGAUUUUGUGUGGUAUUUAGCUUCUCCUGUGUUGACUGUAUAUCUACCUGAGAAAGGGAAAAGAGGGAAAAACUGAAGAUAUGAACUGAGUCAAGAUACCGCAUGUAUUUUAUCGCGAUGUCGAUCGUAGGGAGAUAAAUUAAAACUUUAAAUUCAUGCUCUAUUUGAUAUUUUUAAAAUGUAUGGAAUUAACCCGUGGUUACGUUUUAGCAGAGUCUAUUUAAGUCAUAUCAAGUCCUUUCAGGUAUCAAAAGCUAGAUUUUCUUUGAGUUAUGGUACAAGGGCUGAAUUUUUUGAAAAUUCAUCUGAAGCUAUCCAAGAUAUACCGGAUAACGCAAGGCUUUUAGUAGGCGGCUUUGGAUUAUGUGGAAUUCCUGAAAAUCUUAUCUCAGCUAUUUAUAAGAAAGGUAUCAAAGAUUUAACUGUUGUCAGUAACAAUGCUGGUGUUGAUAACUUUGGAUUGGGUUUAUUGCUUCAAACAAAGCAGAUUAAACGAAUGGUAGCUUCAUACGUAGGAGAAAAUACUGAAUUUGAAAGACAGUACUUAUCUGGAGAAUUGGAAGUAGAGUUUGUGCCUCAAGGCUCAUUAGCUGAGAGGAUUCGAGCAGGUGGUGCUGGCAUUCCUGCUUUUUACACUCCUACUGCAUAUGGAACAUUAGUUGAAGAAGGUGGAGCCCCUGUCAAAUACAAUAGUGAUGGCUCAAUAGCGUUAGCUAGUGAAGCCAAAGAGGUAAGAGAAUUUAAUGGACAAUCUUACAUCCUUGAAGAGGCAAUAACAGGUGAUUUUGCAUUAGUUAAAGCAUGGAAAGCUGAUAAAUUGGGAAAUUUAAUAUUUAGGAGAUCAACACCAAAUUUUAAUGUUCCCAUGUGCAAAGCUGGCAGAGUUACUAUUGCUGAGGUAGAAGAAAUUGUUGAAAUUGGUGAAAUACCUCCUGAGCAAAUUCAUGUUCCUAGCAUUUAUGUGCAAAGAGUAUUACUAGGUAAAGCAUUUGAAAAAAGGAUUGAGAGAUUAAAGUUCCAUAAAAGUGGAAAUACUCUUGCAAGGACACCAGCUGAGAAGAAAAGGGAGAAAAUUAUAAAAAGAGCGGCAUUAGAAUUAAAGGAUGGAAUGUAUGUUAAUCUUGGUAUUGGUAUUCCAGUUUUAGCAAGUAAUUAUAUCCCGCCAGGUAUAACAGUUCAUCUUCAUGGUGAAAAUGGUGUUCUAGGAUUGGGCCCAUAUCCAUUGGAAAAUGAACAAGAUGCUGAUUUGAUAAAUGCAGGGAAAGAAACUGUCACUGUUCUCCCUGGGGCAUCAUUUUUUCCAAGUGAAGAAUCAUUUGCAAUGAUCAGAGGGGGUCAUAUUCAGUUGACUAUGCUAGGUGGUAUGGAAGUAUCAAGAUAUGGAGAUUUAUCUAAUUGGAUGAUACCUGGCCAACUAGUCAAAGGUAUGGGAGGAGCAAUGGAUCUUGUUGCUAGUAGAUACAUGGGAACAAAAGUAGUUGUGACUAUGGAACACACUGCAAAAGGAAAUGCACCUAAAAUUGUAGAAUCUUGUUCCUUGCCUAUAACAGGGAAAAAGUGUGUAGAUAUGAUUAUAACAGAAAAGGGCGUAUUUGAUGUAGAUAAAGAAAAUGGAUUAACUUUAGUUGAAAUUGCUGAUGGAAUAACUGUGGAAGACAUUAUAUCUACAACUGCUUGCCAGUUUGAGAUAUCUCCUGGUUUAAAACCUAUGGGACAAAUUUAAAAUAAAGAAAGAGAUAACAGCCGCAUGAUGGAACUGAUAUCAUAAUCCAGUCUUUUUAUAAUAUUCUGUACAUUAAAUGUGUGAAGAGGUGCAUUUUUAAUAAUGCAUAUUUUUAGAAUGUGUGUGAUGCAUGUAAAUACCUUUGUUGCCAUAAAAUAUAUUUUUCUGUUCUGAAGUCAAAACCCAGUAAUAAAUGUGAAUCUAAGUUUAAAAAAAAAGGUGCAAAAAUGUUUUUUUGUAUAUUUUUAUAAUUCAGAGAUGACCAGAUGUGUAUAACACGUUUUGUGUAAAAUUGAAAAAUAUUAAAUUAUAAUUUUAUCUAUAUUUUUUAUUGUCUGUGUACUGCAUUUUUCUAGAUUUCAGUUUUUAAUGAGUUUAUGAAUUUAUCAGUUUUCUAUUUCAAUGAUAAUUUUUCAAAUCAAAUCAAAAGGUGAAAUUAUUGCCAUCAUAAAUGCAUGCUUAUUUAUGUUAGAAUAAAAAAUCUUGUUUUUA